GAUGUUCUCCGUAUCAGUGUAUCGAAGGCAAGCAUGGCGGAGAUUUUGAGUUGAUGGCGGUCAAUAACAACUGCAUAACACAUGAUUUUCGUCGUCGGAUCGCUUGCUUUCGACCCGAUUAAGUUUUGUCAAUAUUAUGGCAAACACAAGGCGGCGUGUCAAGCUUUAUGUAAUGAAUGAGGACAGGCAAUGGGACGAUCGAGGAACGGGUUAUGUUUCUUCAUCCUAUGUCGAAUUAUUGCAAGGAAUAGCUCUACUGGUUCGAUCUGAAGAAGACGGUAAAGAAAACCUCGAUCAAUUGUAGUAUACAACCCAGUUGAAGCUCUGUUAGACUGCCUUGUUCUUUAACAAAUCCUGCUAUUCGUUGAGGGCAAAUUUAAGCUCGAAAUUGGACAAAAAUAAAAGCGGAUUUUUAAAGAACGAGUCGGCUACUACGUCAAGACUAUGACCAUAGAUUGCAUACUUCAAAUGAAUGUAAAAACUUUGAUUUCACGCCAGAUUUAGAGCUGGAUGUAUACUAAAUUUAACCACUUAUUCUUUCUAGGUAAAACUCUUCUAGAAUCGAAGAUUCAUCCACACACGGCCUACCAAAAACAACAGGUUAAUAAUAGCUUUCAAGAAUCGAAAAUAUUUCCCCAUAAUUUCUUGUGUGUGACUUUAAACUUCAUUCGUACGUCUUUUUCCGCUUUUAGGACACGCUGAUCGUGUGGGCAGAGGCAGAUAAUUAUGAUUUAGCCCUGUCCUUUCAAGAAAAAAUUGGUUGUGAUGAAAUUUGGGAAAAGAUCUGCCAUGUAUGUGGUUGUUUAUAUUUUUACGUUGUGCAUUGCGAUACUGUAUACUCUUUCCGGAAAUCAAACCACUAUGUACAUUGAAACACGAUCAUCUGUCAUUUGCAAAGAAUCCUAAAUAGUUUUACGUUGCUAUGACUUUUCGUUGAGGAGUGUUUGCUGUGAUUAAGUAUUUGUUUAUAUCACUUUACAUAUACCAAUAUAAAACACGCUAAUUUCGUGUAGUAUACUAUGUUAUUGAUAGCUGGAAGUUCAAUAUCGUAUUUAUUGUUGGUGUCUGUGAUAGUUUAUCAGACAAUCUAAGAUGUUGUUUAAUUGACACCUUGGUAUUUAUAAUGUUGCCUGUAAUUAGAUAUGCAAUUUAGUUUGUCUUGAUCCUGGGGUCCAGUGUGGGUAGCAUUCUAGAAUAAACUUCCAUGAUUCGUGUCGAAACUACAGUAUCUGAAAAAGAUAUCUCAAAUGUAUUUGCCUUCCAUGUUUGGUGAGGGUACGUAAAAUACGUACUGAGAAAUCAAAGCCUACUUUUGUCUGUGCCAGAAAUAGUGAAAUUUUCAGAAUUUUUAUGAAAAUUUCUGGAAAAAGAUAUCUGAAAUGUGGUGGUCCAGUGUAGGUAGUAUUCUACAAUAAGUUGUUGUGUUUUGUGUCUGAACUACCAGAAAAAGAUAUCUCAAAUGUGGUAGUUCAUCAGUGUAGGUAGUAUUCUGCAAUAAGCUGCCGUGGUUUGUGUCUGAACUACCAGAAAAGGAUAUCUCAAACGUGGUGGUCCAGUGUAGGUAGUAUUCUACAAUAAGCUGUCGUGGUUUGUGUCUGAACUACCUGAAAAAGAUAUCUUAAACAUGGUGGUCCAGUGUAGGUAGUAUUCUAUAAUAAACUGCCAUGGUUUGUGUCUGAACUACGGUACCUGAAAAAGAUAUCUCAAACAUGGUGGUCCAGUGUAGAUAGUAUCCUACAAUGGUUUGUGUCUCAACUACCUGAAAAACAUAUUUAUAAAACAUUAAAGUGAUCAGACCAUCUCAAAUCUUCAGCAUUGUUGCAGCAAAUUGCAGCACCAGCCAGAAAAAGUUAAAAUCAACUGAAUGCUGCCAAAAUUUUUAUGAUGUUUGAACUGAUUGAUUGAACCAAACAUGAUAUCAAAGUAUGUAUAUUUUGCAGGUUCAAGGGAAGGACCCCUCGGUCACGCUCACUCAAGAAAUUGGCGACGACAGUGAAUUUGAAGAGAAAUUUGACGAAGUGCCUGAUGCAGCUGCUCCGAUCGAGCUUCCUCCGUGCGAGCUUAGUCAACUUGCGGACAUUUCAGCUGUGUUUACUGGUGUCCUGACCUCGCCGAUACGACGUGAAAAAUUAGCACUUGCUAUCGAACAAGAAGGAUAUAUCAAACAACUUAUGGAAUUAUUUCAUAUGUGCGAAGACCUUGAAAAUUUUGAGGGACUUCAUCAUCUGUUCGAGAUUGUUAAAACAUUAUUUCUUCUUGAUAAGAAUUUUUUAUACGAUACGAUGUUUAGUGAAGGUAUUAUAAUGGAUACAUUGGGAUGCCUUGAAUACGAUCCGACAAAGAAAGAGCCACAGAGGUAUCGGCGUUUUCUGAAAGAUCAUGUUCGGUUUAGGGAGGUUAUUCCAAUAAACAACGCAGAACUUUUAUCAAAGAUUCAUCAGACGUAUCAAGUGCAGUAUAUUAUGGACAUUGUGUUGCCAACGCCGACCGUUUUUGAAGAGAACAUGUUGCCGGGUUUAAAUGGAUUUUUAAUUUUUAGCAAGUUUGAAAUAGUUAAUAUGGUUCAGGUAUGAAUUCCUUCUUAAUGUUUGCCACUCUGUAUAAACACUCACAUACAAAAGCAUUUUCAUUUCUCACAUGGUACAUUAGUAGAUUAGUAGCGAGCAUUUGAAAGUCUGAAUCAGCUUAGCGGGUUGAUGUGAGGCAAGUUAAAUAUGAUUGAAAUCUUAAAAUGAUGUUGAGAUUGUUGACAAACAGCAAUGUUUCACAUGUGAAUAGAUUGUUUUUAUUUGCAAGUGUUUAUGAUGCAACACACAGUAAUACAUAAUUGUUUUAACCCAUUGAGUGGCAGCACUCUCCCCUUGUUAAAUUCCUUGAAGUAUACUACUAUAAUUUUUAUUCAACCUUUAUCAUUUAAUGCUACAGGAAGACAACAAAUUUCUGGAAGAUUUUUUUAUAAACCUUUGCAAUGAAGAAUGUUCUCUUGAAAGAAGAGGACAGCUGGUUCAGUUUCUCAAGGAGCUGUGCUCCUUGGCGCAACCAAUGCAACAUGUCAACCGAGAAGAGUUCUUCAAGGUAAUAUUAGUUUAAAGUAGCAUUGGGAAAUAUUAAAAAAUAUCAUAUUAUUGUCUAGGGAGUUAUUACAACAUUUGCGAUAAAUGCAAUAAAAGCAAUGGCCACAGUUUCAAUUUUAGAUAAUAUGCAGUAAAAAAAUUGUUAACAUAACAAUUAAACAACAUCAAUAACCAAUAAGAUAUCAGUUUAUCUCUUAUUGUAAAGAACAAAUUUGAUGUAAAGAUCCAACUAAAACAAGUAAAAACCUUUUUGAAUUCAGCGUUGCAUAAACCUUAGCUGCCCACUGCGAUACACAUGCCAAACAAUAUCACAAUAGUCAUUGAUCAUGGUGACAAUUACAGUAUAUUGUCACUCAUGUUUCUACCAUCGAUACCGUAAUCAUGAGUAAAAAUAUUAUGGUUAUAUCGAAGUAUUGCCCAAUCUUAGUGACUGAAAUACAGCAGAUUUAGUGUGUUCUGUAUUUAACCACAUAUAACUUUGUUUGUUUUUUAUCAAGGCACUCACAAACCACAAUCUCCUUCCUGCGUUGGAAAUGUUAUUGGUAGGUCUGGUUUCUUUCAAAUAUUAAUUAAAUAUGUAAUGUAGUAAAUAAAAUACUGUUCUGAGUGUGUUACCCAAACUAACUCUCUUUGCUGAGCUGAUUUAAUCCUGUGUUUGCAUGAGACUUUUCAGGCGGGAUUGAGAUUUUUUCAUGAACCUGAAAUUUGCACUUUCGCAAGCAACUUUCACAGUUAUAACCCACAGAAUCAUUUAGAGACCUUUUAAGAUUGAAAUCUGUUGAGAAAAUCUUAUUUAUAAAAAAUAUAUUCACAUGAACAAAGCAAUAACUCUCAGCCCGGGGCAUUGCGUUUAUAUGGAAAAUUCCCAGCCCGGUUACCCAAGAUCUCGGGUCAGUCAAGGUGGGAUCUUGCUUGGGGUGGGCCAACUCGGUUUCCAUAUAAACACAAAAUGAAGUUUAGUAGGAGAUAUAAACAAAACAAAGGCGGGAUCUUGCCUAAACUGGGCCAGUUUGCCCCAUUUAUACAACCACAAACUCAGAAAUAAUUGACGAGUCAAUUAUAAUUACUUUGUUUUAAAGUACUUUGCAACAAAUUCAAAAUUUCUAUGACUAUAUUUCAACUUAUGUUUUCCCCCAAAAUAUGAGUAUAGUUCUUUGGUAGAUAUGCUGGAAGAUUGGUGUUAAUUUAAAUGGUUUUUCUAGGCAAUGGAUAACCCGACAAUUCGAAGUAUCGCAGUUGAGAUUUUCGCACAACUUUGUGAAGUAAGGCCAUCUUCUGUCAGAGAGUUUGUCUUGCAAAUGGCAAAGUCACAACAAGAUGAUGUAAGUGUUGUAGUGCUGUCCUAACCUAAAGUUGCAAUGCUCUAUGCAAAUCCAUGCAAGUUGUUCUUUUUCUGAUUUUCUUUGUGUCUAAGAUUACACGAAUUUAUUAUGUCUAGUGACAGACACUUACUUGUCUAGGACUUAAUGUUCUAUACUUCUAUAUUUAUCAAAUUUAGUGUAGAAAUUAUUACGGAAUAACAAUUAUACUAGGCAGAGUAACAAUAGGACACAAAGUCUCUUACAAUUAAGGUUAAGUGCCUAAUACAAGGUUAACUGUCAAUGGUAUUAAAUAUCAGGCCUCGAAUUUCCCAGAAAUCAAUCGACAGCAAUGGUGUUAAAAAUUGCCGUAGAACAGCUGUCUACGACAAUUUUGGCAGUUUCCAAGGCAUUUUUUCAAAUUACUGUAAUAAAAAUUUAAUUUUAUUUUUACUUUGGAUUGUUGACAAGCUAGAAACAUGUUUACAUAUUUCUUUAGUGUUUUUUUUUAAGAAAACUGAGACUAAAAUGGUAAUUUAGGCAUGAUUUGAUCAACUUCUGAAUUCAAGUAUCAAAAUAGUAAUGCACAGUGAAUAAUAUAAGCUAUAAAAAUUACAUUAUAUGGCAAUAUCAAAAUAGUAAUGCACAGUGAAUAAUAUAAAUUGCCGUUGUCGCCGCAAUGAUCCACAGCAUUUGGUUCUCCAGCAUUUGGUCCUCUACGGCAAUUGCUGCGAUAAAAUUCAAGCCCUGCUAAAUCUUAACCAGCUUUUGUCGUGGAGACCCUGGUUCAAUCCUUGGUCAGACCUCUGCUCAAGCUCUUAAAAUAAUUGAGGAGAAAGAUACAUUACAGAUACUUACAUUGACAUCAGUAAAUGGUUAGACUUUUGCAUCUUCUUGCAUAAGGAUGUUAAAAUAGUAGGUUUAGUAGCAAGUUCAAAAUCGCAGGAUCGAUUCCUGCCAGAUGGCAUACUAUAUAGUCGCAUUUAGAUUUAAUAAAUGUAUAAAAUUCUCACUCGGAAUUCCCAGCUAAAAAGCCUUUCAGAAAUUGGUUUUAUGUACCUCUGUUUAAUUUAGGAUUCAAUUUUGCUCAAUCAAAUAAUUCAUCAAAUGAUCUGCGAGGGAGAUUCAGGUAAUUAAAAAAAAAUGAACAUUCACUAAAGUAAAUAUAGAGAAUUAAAACUGUGUAAAGAAAAUUUAAAAAGUUGUUGGAUCUCAUCAACUGCUCAUUUGACCGAGGCUUGAGAUUCUGAUAUAAAACUCUUUUUUCCAGGGAUUGCCAUUCAACUGUCACAAGUCAUUCGCUUGCUGCUCGAUCCUGAAAACAUGGCGCUGACAGCUAAUGUAAGUUUAGCCGUGGAAAAGUUUCCUUUUGUGAUAUGUUGUAUAGUAAUAUGCUAUUUUCCUACUUCCAGAAAACGGAAAAGACGGAAUUUUUAAGUUAUUUUUACAAGCACUGUAUGCACAUACUCAUCGCCCCACUCCUGGCUACCACCGCUGAUGGAAAAGUUGGAAAAUGUAAGUGACAAAACAGGCUGAUACGUUUCUGAUACCGGUACACAAUAAUUGAUGAGGAAAAUAUGACGCUGCAUUGUUGUCUUAAACAAAGCAGUAUUGAAAAAACUCUGGUAUUAAGACAGAUUCUUUCAUUUCUAUUUAAUUUCGCUCAUGAUGUUUUUGUGACUUGGUUAUGACUAUAUUCAAUUUUUUAAAUUUUUGAUAGUUUCUCAAUCGGCAAACAAACUUAAAAAGUAUGUUUAGUGCUUUAUCUGUAAAAUUAUGCUAAAAUGAAGAGAUUUUAGAUCAAAGAGAAAAUUAUGUCUGAAGUUCAGUAAGUUUUGCUUAUAUUGCUGUUUGAAUAUGCAGGCGUCAAUUUUACAGCAUCAAUGAUAAUUGUAUUUCAAUUCACAAUAUUUAACUAUUAAUUUGUUUUUCUCGACCGCGAUGCAUUCAAAAAGGUUGCCAACUGUGUAAACUACAAAAUAAACCUAAAACAAAGUUAUUUUGAGAGGAACGCCAAAAAGAUUUUAGGUUUUGAACAUUUUUAUCGCAAAUAUGGGACAUUGAAAAAAAAUUGCAGUCGUCGUUUGUUAUUACUUCUAGUGGAUUACAACACAGCGGUGAAUCUCGCCCUAAUUCUGGACAUCUCAUCAUUCUGUGUUGAACAUCAUACGUAUCAUAUCAAGAAUUACGUCAUCAGUAAAGAUCUGCUUAGGAGGAUACUGAUUUUAAUGAAAUCUGACCAUAAAUUUUUAGUUUUAGGUAAGUUAAAAAUUCUUCAUAUUGAGUAACAACGCAACAAGUGUGUUGGUCAAUCCUUACUCGACCUCUAGGAAGAGCAGUUUAGUACCAAUAGAACUAUCCAAUGUAAAUAAAGACAGUUUGGUUUAGAUUUCCUUCUGCAGUAACACUGGAUCAAUAAGAGAUGAUCCUUACUGGACCUCUAAGAAGAACAGUUUAGAACUGAUAGAGCUAUCCAGUAUAAAUGAAGUUAGUUUAGUUUAGAUUUCCUCCUGUAGUAACACUGGAUCAAUAAGAGAUGAUCCUUACUGGACCUCUAGGAAGAACAGUUUAGAACUGAUAGAGUUAUCCAGUAUAAAUAAAGUUAGUUUAGUUUAUGUUUCCUCUUGUAGUAACACUGGAUCAAUAAGAGAUGAUCCUAACUGAUAGAGCUAUCCAGUAUAAAUAAAGUUAGUCUUAGUUUAGGUUUCCUCCUGUAGUAACACUGAAUCAAUAAGAGAUGAUCCUUACUGGACCUCUAGGAAGAACAGUUUAGAACUGAUAGAGCUAUCCAGUAUAAAUAAAGUUAGUUUAGUUUCAUUGCUAUUUCAAAAUUCAUGUUUUUAUUUAUUUCCUCAGGUGCCUUGCGCUGUUGUCGUCGGAUAGUUGGUCUGAAAGAUGAAUUCUAUAAUCGCUAUAUUGUCAAAGGGAAACUCUUUGACGCCAUUGUGGAUAGUUUUAAAUGCAAUGAAAACCGUUACAACCUCUUGAACUCGGCUACGGUGGAACUUUUUGAGUUCAUACGACAAGUACGUAGAUGUUUUUGAUGUUACUCUGAGUGUAUAUCCACACCGGACAGGCUGAAACGUUUGCCUGACCAACCUGGUCAGGCUAACUUUCAGCCUGCCCGGUGUGGAUAUACACUCAGAGUAACAUCAAAAACAUUAUAUUCACCUGAGUACAUAACAUCAAAACACACACAAAAAAUAUCAACUACGUACACGUUUGAUUAUCGAAAUAUAAAUGUUAAAUCUAAGUUUAAAAUAUUUUUUAAAUAUAUUUUUUAAUACUUUUUUUGUAGGAGGACAUCAAAACACUUUGUUCAUACGUUUGUAAAGAAUAUAGCUCAACCUUCAAGAAUGUUGAUUAUGUCAACACUUUUAAAGGAUUGUUUUUGAGAGUUGAACAAGAAAUUGACAGAGUGAGGAAGAAAGAAGAAGAGGCCUCGAAAAAUAAUGAACGGUAAACAAAGUAAUUUUAUUUAUACUGGAUAGCUCUAUCAGUUCUAAACUGUUCUUCCUAGAGGUCCAGUAAGAAUCAUCUCUUAUCGAUCCAGUAUUACUACAGGAGCAAACCUAAACUAAACUAACUUUAUUUAUACUGGAUAGCUCUAUCAGUUCUAAACUGUUCUUCCCUAAAGGUCCAGUUUAUUUGAGCCAGUAUUACUAGAGGAGGAAAACUGGAUUCACUCCUCUCACAGGAAAUUUCAGGAAUCAGACCUCGGUCACGGAGGUGAAAGACAACUAACGACUGUGUUACCACCAUAAUCUUAUGACAUCAUGUUUCUAUGUCUAGACCCCCACGCGGGAUUAUCCACGUAAGCUCGCGGUUCCGUCGCGAUCCACGCGCGUUGGAAGAAGAAGAGGAAUCAUGGUUCGACCAGGAUGACGACGAGGAACAAAAUGGCGACGAUGACGUCAUGGCCCCAGUGAAUUCUCCUGAAGAAAAUUUUACAUCUUGCAACAGUUUCCCCAAGAAGAAUGAUGUCCUCGCGCCAAGCACGUCGAAUAAG
Paramuricea clavata is the source of this 8381-nucleotide messenger RNA. The record is from the annotation of a GenBank genome assembly. NCBI's taxonomy places the organism in Eukaryota, Metazoa, Cnidaria, Anthozoa, Malacalcyonacea, Plexauridae.